UACACGGAGUGAUGAAGAUGCUGCACUUCCUCACCAGACAGAAGCGGUUCCUUGCAGCCAGCCUGGUAGUUUUUACCACCCAGCAUGUGUCACUGCGUCUUGUCUGGGCCUUGAACAAUAUCCCUCAGUUGCGGCAGGCAGUCGAAGACGGCUCCUGUUAUUUUGGGACCAUAGACACCUGGCUGCUGUACAAACUGACUAAAGGCCUGGUUCAUGCUACUGAUUACUCUAAUGCCAGCGCAACAGCAAUAUUUGAUUCCUAUCAGGUCAGUUACAACUGUCCAAUUACUAUAUUUGUGUAA
Messenger RNA from Sinocyclocheilus grahami, 302 nucleotides. Its product is annotated as putative glycerol kinase 5. Gene Ontology annotation, molecular function: kinase activity. Gene Ontology annotation, cellular component: mitochondrion. The transcript is spliced from 3 exons. NCBI's taxonomy places the organism in Eukaryota, Metazoa, Chordata, Actinopteri, Cypriniformes, Cyprinidae. The record is from RefSeq and is a predicted model, not a curated record. Gene Ontology annotation, biological process: phosphorylation; glycerol metabolic process; glycerol-3-phosphate biosynthetic process. Bases 12 to 302 code for a protein of 96 amino acids.